Panthera uncia (snow leopard) is the source of this 607-nucleotide messenger RNA. It is a transcript of the gene FAM229B, whose product is annotated as family with sequence similarity 229 member B. The transcript has 4 exons. The coding region runs from base 257 to 499 and encodes 80 amino acids. The record is from RefSeq and is a predicted model, not a curated record. NCBI's taxonomy places the organism in Eukaryota, Metazoa, Chordata, Mammalia, Carnivora, Felidae.
CGUUACCAUAGCGACUGGGCCUCCGGACCGUAGAUCCUAACUGCUUGCCAACAUCUUUGAGCUUCGGCAGCUCCAGAGGCCGGCAGAUAGGAAACUAUGUGAAAGAAUCUUCUGAUGUAAUAAUUUCUGGGUGUCACUGGAACAUUUGAUCAUCAUUCCUUUGGCAAUUCCAGUCUUCUAUGGAAGGUCAGUAGAAGCAUUUGAUUUAUUCACCUCUGCAGAAUCAGACUCAGACUAUUUUGGUGUUCUGUGAAUUAUGCCUUUUCGGUUUGGGACCCAGCCAAGGAAGUUUCCAGUGGAAGGAGGAGAUUCUUCAGUUGGGCUGGAAUCUGGGCUGAGCUCCAGUGCUGCCUGUAAUGGGAAAGAGAUGUCACCAACCAGGCAACUCCGAAGGUGCCCUGGAAGUCAUUGCCUGACAAUAACUGACGUUCCCAUCACUGUCUAUGCAACAAUGCGAAAGCCACCUGCACAAAGCAGCAAGGAAAUGCAUCCGAAAUAGCAUCAUUAAGUCUUUUGUAGAGGUUUGACUAGGUCAAGGGUAAUGGACAAGUAUCAUCUUAUGAUGUGAUAAACAAAUAAAAGCAGUGGCACCUUUGGACGAUGACAA